GAGCAUCAGUAUUUUGCAGAUUGUGGCGCAAGUAAGAGCUCGCGGGGAGAUACAGUUGAUUGCUGAUACAUUUUGUGUAAAAGAAAAGAAGAAUUUGAAAGCAACAAGAUGAGGGUCACAACACUCUUGAGUAUUGUGCUGUGCCUGGUUGUAGCUGUAUCUGCACGAUCACACCACAAAGCGUCGAAGAAGAAGGACUACGAGUACGACUACAGUGGUGACUAUGCAGGGAACAAUCAUGCAUCAUACUCAUCUGUUGCUGAAAGUCAUGGAGCUUCUGCCAAAUCAGGCUACAGUGCAGGCAGUGGAUUGCGAUCAAUCGCCCAGGGAUCGGCGGAUCAAGCUAAUUCAGCAGUGGCGAAUCAACAUGCAGCCGCCAAGCAAGCAGCCUUCGUUGCGAAGAAUACCCUGGCACAGCAGGCAGUUCAGGCGUCAGCUACGGCACAGGCUGCACUUGCAGGCAAGCAGGUUCUACUGCAGGGUUUGGAGCAACAGAGCAUAGAGGCACAUCAGGCACUUGAUAGUGAAAUCCAGCAGCUGCAGCAGGCUAAGAGAUCCGCAAAAGCAGCCCAGCAAUCAGCUCAGCAGGCUCUCAAUCAUGUUGCUGUCCUCACGGCUGCUCUCAACAAUGCCCAGUCGAGUUCGGAUCACGCACAACAGGCUGCUACAGAAGCUGCUGCAGAGCUUGCAUCCCAAACAGCAAUGGUUGGUACUGCAAAGGCACGCCUUGAGUCCAUUGAGGAGCAACUUCAUGCAGCCAGGAUUGAUUUUGAAGCUACACAGGCGGCUGCUGCAAAGGCUGCUGCUUCAGCACAAGAAGCCCAAAAUAAUGCUGCUGAGGCUGCUAUUCAUGCCCAAGUUCACACACAUGACAGCAUUGGGCAUGGUUCCGACACCAGUGAUCACCAAAUUGAAGAUGUUGCCACAAAUCACAACUACGGUGAAUUUCAGCCAUCAUCGCCAUCCCAUUCGCAGCAUUCGCAUCAAGACGCCACAUCGUAUCAGCAGCAACAACAGUACCUGGCUGGUUACUAGCAAAACCACCCCCACCCUCCCCAAAUUCGCCUCAUCUAGUAUUAUAUUUUAUUAUUUAUUUUGCAUAGAAGAGAAAGAAAAAAAGAAACCCCAAGAGUCUGUUGAACUCAAGCUAAACAGGUGCAAUACUCCAUCGUGAUGAAAGCUCUCCUUUAAAUAAUUUUUACCUUUAUUUCUUUACAACGGAAACCAAAAAAAAAUCAAUCACCCAGUUAGUUUCUACAUUUAUCUCCCACUUUUCAUCCUCUCAUACCGCAUCUUUUCUCUUUCCUCGCCAUUUCUCUCUCUCAAGGCAGCAUCCCAUGGCCAAGAUCUUCAUCUCACACGAGGUCUGCGCGGUAAAACUGGUAUUAAGUACUUUCGACUUAUUCAUCAUCAUUUAUUGUAAAUCACUUCACAUAAACACUUUUACUUUCGCAUGUUCGCAUUUAUUGAUUGUUGUAGGUAAAUAGAGAAUAUUGUGUAGUAAAUAUAUAGAACAAUUGAAUAGACUUAAUGAGUUUAGUGAUCAUAAGAUGCUUCUCUUUUUUUUUUAUUAAUAGAUUGUUACCAUCUGUGAAGAGUUGGAAAAAGAAAUGAUAUAAUAAAAUACAAAUUAAAAAAAAAA
This is a messenger RNA of Lutzomyia longipalpis, 1642 nucleotides long. RefSeq lists its product as uncharacterized. Lineage: Eukaryota; Metazoa; Arthropoda; Insecta; Diptera; Psychodidae. The record is from RefSeq and is a predicted model, not a curated record. Bases 109 to 1035 code for a protein of 308 amino acids. The transcript is spliced from 2 exons.